GCCCCGCCCGCCACUCAAGCGCGUCUCAAGGACGCGUCAAAGCUCCAGCAAUGCAAUUGCCGUCGUCAUAAGCUCUUUUUUUCUCUCAUCCUCACGACACACGACAUCGACAAGUAGAUCUCGUUGAGCAACCCAGCAAUUCGACACGAAAACACAUCCGGAUUGCGAGUAUGUCGAAUUUCUUCGACUUGAAGGCCCGGAAGGCGGCCGCAGCGAACGGGGCGAGCACGAACAAGCCAGAAGAGACGAAACAAAGCACGAGACGACAGCCUUGGGUUGAGAAGUAUCGUCCAAAGACAUUGAGCGAUGUUACAGCCCAGGACCACACUGUAAACGUGCUGCAACGGACACUGCAGGCCUCCAACCUCCCACACAUGCUCUUCUACGGCCCUCCUGGCACGGGCAAAACAUCCACAAUCCUCGCGCUCGCCAAGGAGCUCUACGGGCCCGAGAUGAUGAAGGCCCGGGUGCUCGAGCUCAACGCCUCGGACGAGCGCGGCAUAUCCAUUGUGCGCGAGAAGGUCAAGGACUUUGCGCGGAUGCAGCUCACGAACCCGCCGACGCAUGGCGACUACAAGUCCCGGCACCCGUGCCCGCCCUUCAAGAUCAUCAUCCUCGACGAGGCCGACAGCAUGACGCAGGACGCCCAGAGCGCGCUCCGCCGCACGAUGGAGACGUACAGCAAGAUCACCCGCUUCUGCCUUAUCUGCAACUACGUCACGCGCAUCAUCGACCCUCUCGCCUCGCGCUGCUCCAAGUUCCGCUUCAAGAGCCUCGACCAGGGCAACGCCAAGAAGCGGCUCGAGGAGAUUGCCAGCAAGGAAGGGGUCGCCCUCGAGGAAGGCGUGGUCGAGGUGCUCAUCAAGUGCGCAGAAGGAGACUUGAGAAAGGCCAUCACGUACCUCCAGUCGGCGGCGCGGCUGGUUGGCGCCAUAGAAAACGAUGACAGCGGCGGCGGUGGUGAGAAGGCGGACAAGAUGGACGUGGAUGGCGACGCUCCCACAGCGUCGGCAUCAAGAAAAGUAACGAUAAAGAUCAUCGAGGAUAUCGCAGGCGUGAUCCCCGAGGCAACGAUCGAGAAGCUGCGCAAGGCCAUGCAACCAAGCUCUGGAGCUGCUGCGUACGCAGGCGUCUCAAAGGUGGUGGAAGACAUGGUGGCCGAUGGGUGGAGCGCCGGGCAGGUCACAACUCAGCUAUAUCACGCGGUCCUUCAAGACGAGACGAUCCCUGAUGCGGCGAAAAAUAAGAUCACAUUGGUCUUUUCAGAGGUGGAUAAGCGGCUGGUUGACGGUGCGGACGAGCACUUGUCGAUAUUAGAUCUGACUCUGCGCAUCUCGAAUAUCCUUGCAGGCAAGAGCUGAGGCUACGGCAGCAGAUCUGGACAUACGAGAAGCGGGCAGAAUAUAUGAGGGACCAUCGGAACAAAAGACAUGCGCUGGGGUGCAUCUAGGCUGAUAUCAAUGAGCACAAUGGCAGAGAGCAUGGGAAACCUGACGCCAAGCGCCUUGAGGAUUGACUGAUCCAGAUUUUAGCGACAGACCUUGCUACAUAGCAGAGGAUGAUUUAAAGUUAUGAAGACAAACAUCAACAAUAUCAAUCAUUGAUCAGCCCCAG
This is a messenger RNA of Microdochium trichocladiopsis, 1614 nucleotides long. RefSeq names its product replication factor C subunit 2. Gene Ontology annotation, cellular component: DNA replication factor C complex; nucleus. Gene Ontology annotation, biological process: DNA repair; DNA-templated DNA replication. Lineage: Eukaryota; Fungi; Ascomycota; Sordariomycetes; Xylariales; Microdochiaceae. The transcript is spliced from 4 exons. Bases 171 to 1361 code for a protein of 396 amino acids. The record is from RefSeq and is a predicted model, not a curated record. Gene Ontology annotation, molecular function: ATP binding; DNA clamp loader activity; ATP hydrolysis activity.